AUGUUUCAUUUAGGCGGUGAGUCACGUGAUCGGUCGUCCGCUGUCUUUGAUGCUGGUGUCAAAGCUAAACUACUGCGGGCACGCCUUAGUGAAAGCAAGGAUCUUGACGAUCUUCUGCGCUUCGCAGAUGGAACCUACGAUGGAAAUGAAUUUGACUUCAAUGUGAAAACCAAAGGAUUGGGUGGUGAUCAAGAUCUAGAAGGCUUUCAAGACCUCAAAAUCGCAGAGUCCCAUGAGGAGCAAAAUGAGCAAUCCACUGGCUUACAAAAAUCAAGCACGACUUCCUGCACUGAUGAUAAUUCAGCCUUAUCUCCUAUCAAGCCACUGCAUGUUUCAGUAGACGAAAAAGGCCCGCUUGACAACCAAGCCGAUGACGCGCUCGCAGAACUCAACAAGGCACUGGAAGUGAGAGAUUCCGGACCAUCUCAGCCAGUAAGACCACAACCGCUUCCAAAUGAUGACAGACUUAAUAUUGCCGAGCAGAGAAUGUUCACGCACAUCCUGCCAGUGGAGGUCACUGUGGUGUAUGUCAUCCGCACAGCUGGAAUGCUGAUAAUUUGCGCAAUCCAAGACGGCAGUCGUCAUUAA
Dibothriocephalus latus is the source of this 588-nucleotide messenger RNA. Lineage: Eukaryota; Metazoa; Platyhelminthes; Cestoda; Diphyllobothriidea; Diphyllobothriidae. The record is from the annotation of a GenBank genome assembly.